Messenger RNA from Gadus chalcogrammus (walleye pollock), 1737 nucleotides. Its product is annotated as alpha-1,3-mannosyl-glycoprotein 4-beta-N-acetylglucosaminyltransferase C-like. NCBI's taxonomy places the organism in Eukaryota, Metazoa, Chordata, Actinopteri, Gadiformes, Gadidae. The record is from RefSeq and is a predicted model, not a curated record. Gene Ontology annotation, molecular function: acetylglucosaminyltransferase activity. Gene Ontology annotation, biological process: protein N-linked glycosylation. The transcript has 4 exons. The coding region runs from base 103 to 1548 and encodes 481 amino acids.
AGUCUGUGAAUUCCCGAGCCGGCGGUCCAUGCAGCCUCCUCUUCCUCCUCCUCCUCCUCCUCCUCCGACUCCGUCUCCGUGUCCGGGCCGAGGCCGGAGGCCAUGAGGCUGGUGGUGAAGGCCGUCGACAGGAUGAGAUGCUUUCGGAAGCGCGCCACGAUCCCGGUCCUGGUCUUCCUAAUCACCUUCCUCCUCUUCUUCAACCUCUACAUGGACAAUGAGUAUGUGCUGGAGGCGGAGAAACGGCCUCUGGGCGAGACGCUGCUGCCCCCGGGCCCCCCAGGGCCCCCAGAGAGAGACGUACCCGGGCUCCGGGAGCCGGCCAACUUCUCGGGGAGCAUCAACGUGACGUACCGCUACCUGGCGGGCCUGCCCCUGAACCGCAGGAAGUUCCUCACCAUCGGCCUGUCGUCCGUCAAACGGAGAAAGGGGAACUACCUGAUAGAAACGAUCAAGUCCAUCUUCGACCAGUCCAGCUACGAGGAGCUACAGCAGAUGGUGGUGGUGGUCCACCUGGCGGACUUCGACCUGGCGUGGUGUGACCACCUGGUGCAGGAGAUCUCCCGGAGGUUUGCCCACCACAUUCUCGCCGGGCGCCUGCUGGUCAUCCAGGCUCCGGAGGAGUACUACCCGCCUCUGGACGGUCUGAAGAGGAACUUCAACGACCCCGACGACCGGGUCCGGUUCCGCUCCAAGCAGAAUGUCGACUACGCCUUCCUGCUCAACUUCUGCACCGAGCUCUCGGACUUCUACAUGAUGCUGGAGGACGACGUGCGCUGCUCCAGGAAUUUCCUGACCUCCCUGAAGAAGGUGAUCUCCUCCCGGGAAGGCUCCUACUGGGUGAUGCUGGAGUUCUCCAAGCUGGGGUACAUCGGGAAGCUGUACCGCUCGGGGGACCUGCCGCGCCUGGCCCGCUUCCUGCUGCUCUUCUACCAGGAGAUGCCGUGCGACUGGCUCCUCCUCCACUUCAGGGGCCUGCUGGCCCAGAAGGACGUGAUCCGCUUCCGGCCCUCGCUGUUCCAGCACAUGGGCUAUUACUCCUCGUACAACGGUGCCGAGAACAAGCUGCAGGACGACGACUUCGAGGAGGACUCGGCGGACGUCCCCGACAACCCGCCCGCCCGCCUGCACACCAACAUCCACGUGUUCGAGAGCUACGACGUCGGCCGGGCCUACAGCAGCGUCGCCGAGGAGUACUUCUGGGGGAAGCCGCCGUUCACCGGGGACUUCUUGGUCGUCAUCUUUAACAAGUCCGCCAGGAUCAGCCGGAUCAGGGUCGUCACGGGGUCGGACGACCGGCAGAGCGACGUCCUGCACCGCGGGGCGCUGGAGGUCGGGCGGAGGCUUACGGAGUCCAGGCAGGGCCAGCAGUGCACCUCCUACAUCACGCUGGGGGAGUUUAAGGACGGCCGCAUCGAGGUGCACAACGUGCACCAUAAGAUCGGCUUUGAGGUCCAGUGCGUUCGGAUAGUGGUGACGGCCAGUCAGGAGGACUGGCUCAUCGUGAGGACGGUCAGCGUGUGGACCGCCCAGCCCUCGGCACCCUGAAGGCCGCCCAGCCCUCUCCACUCUGAGGACGGUCAAGACCCUGAGGACGGUCAGCGUGUGGACCGCCUGUUAGUUAGGUCUCGUUCCCACCGAGGUGGGCGGCUUGGUUCGGUCUGAAAGGGUGCCAAAAAAGGUGGAGCAACACAAUGCCUUCCAUUGAUUGGUCAAAAGAAUCGUCACAUCUGUGCG